Messenger RNA from Manis javanica (Malayan pangolin), 2662 nucleotides. It is a transcript of the gene MPZL2, whose product is annotated as myelin protein zero like 2. Gene Ontology annotation, biological process: cell-cell adhesion. The record is from RefSeq and is a predicted model, not a curated record. Lineage: Eukaryota; Metazoa; Chordata; Mammalia; Pholidota; Manidae. Gene Ontology annotation, cellular component: plasma membrane.
CACCUUUCAUUCCAGCACUGCACCGGCGAGCAGGAUGAGUCACAGGCACGCGCUGGUGCUUAGAUUCCCAUAGGUGAGGGGCUGACUCCUCUCUCUGGGAAAUCGCGGUGCUUGGUCCGCCUGGAGAGGCCUCGGCAGGGUGCUGGUGCCCUCCGUCUGCCCGGUCUGGUCUCCGGGGCCAGGGCUGGGUUCCCUCAUGGACAGCAAGGGCACACGGCGGGCCGAGCUGCUGCUGCUUGGCAUACAGCUGACAGUUCUUUGGCCUAUAGCAGCGGUGGAAAUUUAUACCUCCCGAGUGGUGGAGGCUGUCAAUGGGACAGAUGUUCGGUUAAAAUGCACUUUCUCCAGCUUCGCUCCUGUGGGUGACGCACUAACAGUGACCUGGAACUUCCGUCCUCGGGAAGGAGGGCCCGAACAGUUUGUCUUCUACUACCACAUGGAUCCCUUCAAACCCAUGAGUGGGCGUUUCAAGGACCGGGUGGUCUGGGACGGGAACCCUGAGCGGUAUGAUGCCUCCAUCAUCCUCUGGAAGCUGCAGUUUGAUGACAAUGGGACGUACACCUGCCAAGUGAAGAACCCCCCUGAUGUUGACGGGCUGAUAGGGGAGAUACGGCUCAGCGUCGUGCACACUGCACGCUUUUCUGAGAUCUACUUCCUGGCUCUGGCCAUUGGCUCUGCUUGUGCACUGAUGGUCAUAAUGGUAAUCGUGGUGGUCCUCUUCCAGCAUUUCCGGAAAAAGCGAUGGGCUGAAAGAGCUCAGAAAGUGGUGGAGAUAAAAUCAAAAGAAGAGGAAAAACUCAACCAAGAAAAAAAGGUCUCUGUUUAUUUAGAAGACACAGCCUAACAUUCUUAUAUGGAAGCUGAAGAACAAGAACCCUAGGAUAAGUUGAAGUUAAACAAAGCUUUUCUUUGGCUUUUACAGUUGGGACCUGUCUUCCCACCAGCUCUGCAGCACAUUAUCUCAGAAAUAAGCGGCAUCCCUUUGGAGCUGGCACAGGGCUCUUCCUGAGCAGAUACCACCAGACUCACACACAGCCCCAUGACUAAGGUUUUAUUUGAUCUGAGUGCGAAUAUUUUUCAAAUGCUUUUGUACACUAAGAAGCUACAGUUUUGCCCUUAAACACUCCCUGUGUUUUACGACUUAUACACAUACACGUUGGCACCAUGGGAUAAAAAGCCAACUUCUCUGUCAUGACAAUUCCCUGGACAGAUUGGUUUCUUUAGAGCGGCACUCUUGCCACUAAAGUUAAUGUGUGUACUCAUUCCUUCUCAGUCUCAAUUAAAAGGUGAGCUAAUUCUCCCGUAUGUUUUUGAUUAACAGAAAAAUCUGAAAUUCAAACUGUUAACAGUUUGAUUUUUUUGGCCCCCCUUAAGUAAGGGGUCACAUCUUACUGCAUUUUUUUCAAUAUCCUACAUGACAGGUUUUUUUUUUUGUCAAUUGAUCCAAGGUUUAUAAUAGCACAAGUCUAAAUUACAGAGUAACUAUAAAAGGUUACAUAAACGCUAACAGAUUGACAAAUGUCACUGCAUGUGACUCACUGACACCUGUGUCAUGAAAAACACAGGUCUUUUAUGAGCAGUGAAUGACUGUUGAGCUUACCAUAUUUUUUUCCCCCAAUUCAAUUGUUUAUAACAGAGCCAAGUCUGCUCAUUUGUAGACUGGAAUCAUUAAGCAAUUAAAUAGAAGUAUUCUGAAAUAGUAUAUUACAACUUGAAAAAUGUAGGGCUGGUGGAAAAAAAAAUCAGUCCUCAAUGCUAAUUUUGAUUAGUGUUAUACAACACUCCUGAGAACUGGAAGAGAUUAAUUUUUUUCUUUUUCUUUCUUUUACUAUUCUUGUUUUUUGUUUUAAUUUACUUGCUUACUUUGGGGAAGGAGGAUAUGGUAUGGGGCAAAGAAAUACUAAAACAGAAUGGAAACAGCUUUCUUCUUUUUUCCCUUAUGCUAGUAGAAAAAGCAAACUUUAUAAGUUAGCUAUGGAAAGAGUGCUUUUAAAAAAGUAGCUUCCCAGUGUCUUUCCAAACUUGAGCUACAAUAGCAUUUAUUCAAAGGAUAGGAAACAUGUAAAAGUUUACAUACCCGCCCCCCCUCAAAAUCUGCACAGUCUGAUAUUUUCAGUUUUCACUUGACUGGGGUGAAGAUGUUAUUUCUUUUAAUAAACUGGAAUUUUCAAAUAAGUUAUCUGUAUUGAAACAUGCUGAACUUUGAUAUUUUUUCCAAUACUUAAAAAACAAUUGGUAUAACUUACAUAUUAACCUUGAUUGUGAAAUUCAUUCCAUACCUGUCUCAUUUUGCCUAAUAUAGUGUCUAAAAAAGUAAAGUUUCAAUACCCAAUUCUGAAACUAAAAAUGAGAUUUAAAGUCUGUAUUACCUUUAAUUCACAUUUUCUAUUUUUCUUCAUAAUUCAAGCUUUGAAAAUAUAACUGGAUAUUUUUUUUCAAACAAAUGGCCUGGGUGAUGUUCCAUAAAUGUAUUGAAGUAGUAGUUAAAAACUCAUGGAAAUUCUUUGCAGCAAUAUUUGUAGCCUGUAUCUUGGAUAAAUACUUAAGGGUUAAUAUGGCCUUGUUCAGUGUCUUCUUCCUAAAGAGAACUUUUGUAUUGUAAUUUAUUUUUUAUUGUGCCUUUAUGUAAAUAGCCUUUAGUAAUAAAGAAUUAUCAAUUAUA